AUUCUAAUAUUGGAAAGCUAGUUAAGUUAUCUACCCCUAUAUAAAAACAGUACAUCAAGCAACAAAAACAUCAGUAUUAAUAUUAUUCAUUCAUAUAGUAAGUAGGAGCACACGUUCAUCUUAAUCUUAGAUAAGAUGUCGAACCCCAUGGAGCUAAAUACCAACAUUGUAGGCAUUUACACAGCAACAACAAAGAAGAUAACUGAGCCACGAUUUUCACACAAGAUAUCAAUCCCCAAUAACCAAGCAUUAUUAGAUAAUGAUGAUGAUAAUCAUCAUUAUGGGAUUUUGCAAAAGCGAAUGCAUAUCAUUCUUUGUUACCAAAAGCAAAGUAAUGAAGAUUCUGGGUGGCAUCUUGGGGGAUGGAUCAAAGAAUCCUUAGGCCAUGCAUUGGUGGAUAACCCUAUUUUGGCUGGGAGACUCCGAAGAUCCGAAUCCGAUCAAGGAAGUUUAGAAAUUGUAUCAAAUGAUAGUGGUGUGAGAUGUGUUGAAGCAGAAUUGCCACUAAGUUUGGUAGAUUUUCUUCAGUUAAAGGAGAAGAACAAUGAAAUUGAAGACAAGCUUGUUUAUUGGAAUGAUGUUGAUGGAAGUUAUCCUCAAUUUUCUCCACUCUUCUAUAUUCAGGUGACAAACUUCCAAUGUGGGGGAUAUUCAGUUGGGAUAAGCUAUAACCUUUUCUUAGUUGACCCUUUGUCCAUGGCAGAGUUCCUCAACAGAUGGACAGAAAUUCAUAGAAGCAUGGCCUAUGAAAGUGAAGUUCCAAAACCACCUUUCUUCCAUACGGUUAACUUUAAGCAAAAUGAGUGCUCUUCAUCACUGAAACACUCAAUUAGCAGCAGUUUAACCUCCAAAACUAUGAUUUUCAACAUUUUUACAGAUGAGAAAUUACAUUCAGGGAAUGAAACUUGCAAAUAUUUUGUGUUGCUUUGCCUAGAGGAGGCAGAGAGCAAAUUUGGUAGCAAAAUUGGCAAAAUAAACUCUACUUUCACAUUAAUUAUCAAAGAACCAAAUGGUAAUACCAAAGUCGAAAAUUUGUCAAAACAAAGAAAUUUUGCAUUACCAAAAAACUUGGGGUAUGAUCUUAAUUCUGUAAGUUGGGAAGAUUUAAGCAUCAAUUAUGAAGUUGUUUUCCACAGGGAAAAUGCACCGAUUGAUGCUUCACAUUGGAUUGCUUGUGAUGCCCUUGAAGGAGUGGUCUUGGUUGUAAUUUCAUCCCCAAGUGAGGGCAAAUCUGGCGUAAAGGUUUACAUCACUGUACCUAUUGAUCAAAGAAUUUAAAUCUUAGGUUUUUUAAUACCCCGAUUACCCAGAUUAUUCAUCAUACACCAGGUGUAUUAUGUACAUAAUACAUCAAAGACUACUUGUACUCAUUUGUUUAUUUGGAACUCUCAUUUUUAGUGCAUUUUGCUCAUUUGAAUUAUUUCAAAUGAGCAAUGAGCAAAAAAAUAAUGUUUUAGGUGUAUCAUACUCAUGAUAUACCAAAAUGUAUGAAUAAAUUUGUACAUUGAUUACCUGUCUUACUUAA
Beta vulgaris subsp. vulgaris (sugar beet) is the source of this 1525-nucleotide messenger RNA. Its product is annotated as fatty alcohol:caffeoyl-CoA acyltransferase. The coding region runs from base 136 to 1278 and encodes 380 amino acids. The record is from RefSeq and is a predicted model, not a curated record. The transcript has 2 exons. NCBI's taxonomy places the organism in Eukaryota, Viridiplantae, Streptophyta, Magnoliopsida, Caryophyllales, Amaranthaceae. Gene Ontology annotation, molecular function: acyltransferase activity, transferring groups other than amino-acyl groups.